Molecule: messenger RNA, 4243 nt
Organism: Pteropus alecto (black flying fox)
Lineage: Eukaryota; Metazoa; Chordata; Mammalia; Chiroptera; Pteropodidae
Gene: CYBB
Product: cytochrome b-245 heavy chain
Exons: 13
Coding region: 47-1759 (570 amino acids)
Biological process (GO): defense response; superoxide anion generation
Cellular component (GO): NADPH oxidase complex; plasma membrane
Molecular function (GO): superoxide-generating NAD(P)H oxidase activity
Source: RefSeq, a predicted model, not a curated record
AUAGCAGAGAAGAAAGACAGACACAAGGCAUUGAACCUCUGCCACCAUGGGGAACUGGGCUGUGAAUGAGGGGCUCUCCAUCUUUGUCAUACUGGUAUGGCUGGGGUUGAACGUCUUCCUCUUUGUCUGGUACUACCAGGUUUAUGAUCUUCAAGAUAAGUACUUUUACACUCGAAAGCUUCUUGGGUCAGCACUGGCAUUGGCCAGGGCCCCUGCAGCCUGCCUGAAUUUCAACUGUAUGCUGAUUCUGCUGCCGGUCUGUCGAAAUCUGCUCUCCUUCCUCAGAGGUUCCAGUGCGUGCUGCUCAACAAGAAUUCGAAGACAACUAGACAGGAACCUCACCUUUCAUAAAAUGGUGGCGUGGAUGAUUGCCCUUCAUACUGCGAUCCACACCAUUGCACAUCUAUUUAAUGUGGAGUGGUGUGUAAAUGCCCGAGUCAACAAUUCUGAUCCUUACUCAAUAGCACUCUCUGACAUUGGAGAUAAGCCUGGUGAAACUUACCUCAAUUUUGCUCGAGAGAGAAUCAAGAACCCUGAAGGAGGCCUGUACGUGGCUGUGACUCGAUUGGCAGGCAUCACUGGAAUUGUUAUCACACUGUGCCUCAUAUUAAUUAUUACUUCCUCCACCAAAACCAUCCGGAGGUCUUACUUUGAAGUGUUUUGGUACACACACCAUCUUUUUGUGAUCUUCUUCAUUGGUCUUGCCAUCCAUGGAGCUGAGCGAAUUGUACGUGGGCAGACCCCAGAGAGUUUGCUGGAGCACGUACCAAAACACUGUUAUCAAAACAUCUCAGAUUGGGGAAAAAUAAAGGAAUGCCCAGUCCCGCAGUUCUAUGGAAAUCCUCCUAUGACUUGGAAAUGGAUAGUGGGUCCCAUGUUCCUAUAUCUCUGUGAGAGGUUGGUACGGUUUUGGCGAUCUCAACAGAAAGUGGUCAUCACCAAGGUGGUCACUCACCCCUUCAAAACAAUCGAGCUACAGAUGAAGAAGAAGGGAUUCAAGAUGGAGGUGGGACAGUACAUUUUUGUCAAGUGUCCCAAAGUAUCCAGACUGGAGUGGCACCCUUUUACACUGACCUCUGCCCCUGAGGAAGAUUUCUUUAGUAUCCAUAUCCGCAUUGUUGGGGACUGGACAGAGGGACUGUUCAAUGCUUGUGGCUGUGAUAAGCAGGAGUUUCAAGAUGCCUGGAAACUACCUAAGAUAGCGGUUGACGGACCCUUUGGCACAGCCAGUGAAGAUGUGUUCAGUUAUGAGGUGGUGAUGUUAGUGGGAGCAGGGAUUGGGGUCACGCCCUUCGCAUCCAUUCUCAAGUCAGUCUGGUACAAAUAUUGCAAUAAUGCCACCAAUCUGAGGCUCAAAAAGAUCUACUUCUACUGGCUAUGUCGGGACACACAUGCCUUUGAAUGGUUUGCAGACUUGCUGCAGCUGCUGGAGACCCAGAUGCAGGAAAGAAACAAUGCCGACUUCCUCAGCUAUAAUAUCUACCUCACCGGCUGGGAUGAAUCUCAGGCCAAUCACUUUGCUGUGCACCAUGACGAGGAGAAAGAUGUGAUCACGGGCCUUAAACAAAAGACUUUGUAUGGACGGCCCAACUGGGAUAAUGAGUUCAAGACGAUUGCAAGUCAACACCCAAAUACCAGAAUAGGAGUUUUCCUCUGUGGACCUGAAGCCUUGGCUGAAACCCUCAGUAAACAAAGCAUCUCCAACUCUGAGUCUGGCCCCCGGGGAGUACAUUUCAUUUUCAAUAAGGAAAACUUCUAAUUGGUCUCUUUCAUGAGGAAAUAAAUGUAGGUUAUGCUGCCCAAUGCGCAAAUAAUGCUAGUUGAUAAUGUAAGUCCCCCCUUUAAAAAAUGGAGAAAAAGAAACUAUAAUGUGAAGCUCUUCCCUGAAAGGAAUGUCAAAGGUUAUUUGAUAGUGAUCAUUUGCAUUUGUAUGGGGUGUUAUGGUUUUCAGAGCACUUUUACAAACAUUAUUUUAUUUUUUCCUCACAGUCAUGCCAGAGAAAGGUAGGGCAAAGAUUCCUGGACUCAGUUUUUAGGAUAAAAAAAUAAGGACUCAAAAUGUUAAGUAACUUCCUGAGGUUAUGAAGCUGAGAUGCAUCUAGGCCAUCUGACUCCAAGUUUGGUAGGGUUUCUAUAAUACCAGGUGCCUAGAAAUGGCUCAUAUAUUCCCCCAAAGAAGAAUCAAACUGGGGAGUAGCUAUCCAUAUUCCCUUUUGUGUCAUCUUUGUUCUCAUUAUUGUCAUAUUGAAGGACAUUUUCCAAACAGAAAGGAGAUAAUAUAUGCUGAGAGUGACUGAGCACGUAAUAGUGAGAGGAUUGACAUUUGAGCAUACUCCAGUUUACCAAUACAGCAUACUGUGUCAGAGAUUCUUCCUAUAAAAGAAUAUUAGACUAACUGGAAUUAAUGUAUUACCCAGCAUUUAUAAUUAUGCUUGGCAGGGAGUGGGUACUCAAUGAAAAUUUGUUGAAUAAAUGAAUGAAAAGACAUUUAGAACCAUCCAAUGCCAGGGUAGAAUUAAUUUAAAGCCUUAAACAGAAUUGUCCAAGAAAAUUACUUCUGUUACUCUUAUAAACCAAAGGAACCUGAUUUUCCUGAGGGUAGAGAACAGGCUUAAUGAUAGUAACAAAUAGGAUGACCUAGAGGUUCCCUUGCAUUCUUAUUUAAAGCAUGGAGGAAGGGGAGAUGGAGGCAGAAAACUCGCCUCCUUUCCUAACUCUGGUUGGCACUGCUAGUCCUGCUCUCUGUGCUAUGUAAGAAGUGCAAACUGAUUUGCUAGCUGAAAGGGUCUCCUCCAGCCAGCACUUGUGCAUUUGAUAUUAAGAAUUGUGACAAAUAUGUAUCUGAUAUGCCCAUUUGCUUUAAAUAGCAUCCACUCCUUAUUUUACUUAAAUACUCACACACACACACACACACACACACACACACACAAUGGAUUUUAUUAGUGUGACUAACAUUUUAUUGUUUUAUCAUCAUCAUCAUGAAAUUUAUAUCCUAGAAACUAAAAUCCCCAGCUUAUUGCGUAGGUGUUGAAUUCAUACCCAGUAGAAUGUUCUGAAUAUCAAAAGAAAGUCUCUAAAUCACUAUUAGUAUGGCCAGGAACAGAGUUUCUUCUUAUAACUGCUCUUAUUUCUGAGAACUAAAAACAAUUUUAUUGGCUCUACCUUCUGGAGCCACAGAUAUAAAGAAUUAUUCAACUUUAGUAAUAAGGAAGAAACAGAAGAAAGCAGGGAGAAACGCAGAAGGCUGGGUUAGGAGGAAAGGGGCCGAAAGGGGAAAAGAGAAUAGGAGAGUGAGAGAAAGCAAAAAAUGCAAAAGGGAAGGGUAGGGGAAGAGGAUCUCACUUGGUCAGUUUCUACCCCAGGUUUAUUAAAGUCUUGUAUGUGUUGAAUGUGAUUGAAGGAGGCAUAUACAUAUUCAUUUUAUUUUGAUUACUUAUGGUAUUGGACCUGAAAUUCUGGUCACAAAUUUUGAUGCUGAGUGUGCAUAUUCAGGGGAAUGGGAUGAACUAGUAAGAACUCAGUUGUUUCUUUGGGCUAUCAGGAUGACCAGGCCACUGCCAAGUCAGGCUUGCUGCUGGAAUGUCACCUCCCCAAAAUGUCCUAGGAAGGUUUCCACUUAGAAAACUUAAAGUCCAGCCUGUUCACACUGUAUCACAAGUAUCAGUUCAUUCAUUCAACAAAUUUUUAUUGUGCUACUACUAUGACUCUGGUUCUGUGUUCAUAGUAUCGGUUCUUGACACCAAAGUGUGAGCAAGAGUGGGGAACCACAAUUAUAAGGAGUCUGGCAAUCUUGUCCCUCACUAACCUGUGUGUCAUAAAUAAAACCAACUCUAUUUGUUGCUUUGAAAAUGUUUCUCCAGAGUUUUCUCCCUUUGACACCAACAUGGUUAACAAAAUGGAGAAAUUUGUCCUGUGUUAUCCUGGUUAUGAGAUGAAAAAUGAGUGUAAAAGUGCUUGUCAUUAUGACAGCUUCCUACUUCAUGCUUCUCCCACGCCACUAGCUCAGCUUUUUUAGCAUUUAGUAUUUGCAUUUAGUAUUUAGUAUUUAGUAACAGGUACUGAGGGAACAGCUAUGCAUUGUUUUAAUCUCAAGACUAUGAAGGCUUUUCUUAGUUCUCCUGCUUCUGCAAUAUUGCAUUUAUGAAAUUUCAAUACUUGUAGGUGUGGUAUGUAAAUAGUCUUGGAGGUCCCUGGGAGAAAAUUCUUAGGAAGAACUAUUAAAAUUGUGCUUCAACUAUUAAAA